This is a messenger RNA of Amaranthus tricolor (Joseph's coat), 1819 nucleotides long. RefSeq names its product metacaspase-4-like. The record is from RefSeq and is a predicted model, not a curated record. The transcript is spliced from 2 exons. Lineage: Eukaryota; Viridiplantae; Streptophyta; Magnoliopsida; Caryophyllales; Amaranthaceae. Bases 177 to 1433 code for a protein of 418 amino acids. Gene Ontology annotation, biological process: proteolysis. Gene Ontology annotation, molecular function: cysteine-type endopeptidase activity.
UAUAACGGGAUAAUUAGUUACCAUUUAUCAUAAAGUCACCUUCUCUUCCGUCCAUCAAGUAUCCAUCAUCUCUACCAAGCACUCACUCAUCAUUAAUAUAAUCACAGAAAGGCAGAGUGAAAUUCAAUUAAUUCAAUUCAAAUCAAAUUAAAUCAAAUCAAAUUAAAACGACAAAAAUGGGGAAAAAAGCAGUGUUAAUAGGAAUCAAUUACCCAGGAACAAAAGCAGAACUCAAAGGAUGCAUCAAUGAUGUUACAAGAAUGCGCCAAUGUUUACUAGAACGUUACGGAUUCGACGAACAAGAUAUCACAAUUUUGAUCGAUACUGAUAGAUCGUAUGAUCAACCAACCGGCAAAAAUAUCCGGCGAGCACUUCAGGAUUUGGUGCGAUCUGCUGAACCAGAUGACUUUUUGUUCGUUCAUUAUAGUGGUCAUGGUACUCGUUUACCGGCUGAAACUGGUGAAGAUGAUGAUACUGGUUUUGAUGAGUGUAUUGUUCCUUCUGAUAUGAAUCUUAUUACUGAUGAAGAUUUCAAAGACUUGGUGUGUCAAGUGCCAGAAGGUUGCCGGAUCACAAUAGUCUCUGACUCAUGCCACAGCGGAGGCCUAAUUAGUGGGGCAAAAGAGCAGAUCGGAGAAAGCACACAAUCCAAUUCAAAUGAAGGCAAUACUGGCUCCUCGCAGUUCAGCUUUUCAGGCUUCUUAAAGAAUGCAGUUAGGGACACUGUCUCUGACGCAAUUGAGUCCCGUGGAAUCCACCUCCCUCAUCACCAGACCAGGAACCAUGAGCCUAAUUACAGGGUGAUUGAAGAUGACAGCUACGAAGGGGAUAGAGACUAUGUACAAAGUCGAUCUCUUCCCCUUUCAACUUUGAUAGACAUGCUCAAGGAAAAGACGGGAAAAGAUGACAUUGAUGUUGGGAAAAUCCGUCCUACCCUUUUCGAUGUGUUUGGAGAAGAUGCUAGUCCAAAGGUGAAGAAGUUCAUGAAAGUCAUCCUUGACAAACUUCAUGGAGGAGAAGGCGGAACAGGGGAUUUGCUAGCGGCUGUUGGAGGACUCGCGAUGGAAUUCUUUAAGCAGAAGCUAGAUGAGAAGGACGAGGAUUAUGCUAAACCCGCAGCUGAUAUUGAAGUGCAGAGCAAAGAGGAGGUUUAUGCAGGUGCUACGAAACGGAGUUUGCCUAGACAUGGGAUACUUCUUAGUGGAUGUCAGACCCAUCAGACUUCUGCUGAUGCUAGCCCUGCCGGAAAUGCUGAUGAAGCUUAUGGAGCUUUUAGCAAUGCAAUUCAGACUAUACUUGAGGAAUCUAAUGGAGAGAUUAGCAACCAAGAGAUCGUGUCAAACGCUAGAAAGUUGCUCAAGCGUCAAGGUUUCACCCAACAACCCGGGCUUUACUGCUGUGAUGACUAUGUUGAUGCUCCUUUUGUUUGCUGAGUUGAUCAUGUUGGAGUUUGCUUUUGCUCGUAUGAGUUCAGGGGCAGAUGUAGCCAUUAUCAAUGCUGUCAACCGAUAAUAUUUAUCAAGUUAUAUAUCUCUAAAUAUGCUGAUAAGUGUAAUGGUUAAAAUGGUUAAUACAUUAUUGUGUGACGACAUUAUCCUAAGUUUAACAUUACUGUCAAUAUUUUUGAAAACAAUACUUAAUAUAUUGACAUAAUUUAAUUUUAUUUUGAAUUCGUUCCUAUGAGUUGAUGUCAUAACUCAUAUAUUAUUUAUAGUUAUGUUCUUUGGCCGAUAUUUUCCGGCUGGUUGUUUUAUUGAGAAACACAAAUUUGAUCAUUACUUGGGGGUCAUUUGCUAAUAAUGGAUAUUCAUUUGGUUUA